Drosophila elegans is the source of this 2199-nucleotide messenger RNA. It is a transcript of the gene rumpel, whose product is annotated as sodium-coupled monocarboxylate transporter 1. The record is from RefSeq and is a predicted model, not a curated record. Lineage: Eukaryota; Metazoa; Arthropoda; Insecta; Diptera; Drosophilidae. Gene Ontology annotation, biological process: sodium ion transport; transmembrane transport. The transcript has 5 exons. Bases 272 to 2077 code for a protein of 601 amino acids. Gene Ontology annotation, cellular component: membrane. Gene Ontology annotation, molecular function: symporter activity.
UGUGUGUGUGUGUUUGAGUGUAGUGUGUCAUAAUAUCAUUAAUAAAAAUAUAAAACAAUAAUAGUCGGUGGUGUUUGGCGGUGUGUGCGGCAUCAGCACAAUUGCACUUCCAUCUCACCGAGAUCUGGAAUCUGAAAGCUGAAAUCCGAGCCAAAACCCACCAGUCACCUCUGAUGCGUGCCUCCGAGCGGUGCGAUCGGUGCGCUUUUCUUUGCUUUCAUUUUUUUUGUCUGUGUGUUGCCCAGCCGAGUGCCGGAAAAGUGCCGCGAAAAUGCACGUGGAGGAGCUGAGAGCCAGUCUGCAGAGCUUCGGCUGGCAGGACUAUCUGGUCUUCUGCCUGAUGUUGGCCAUAUGCGCCGUGAUCGGGAUAUAUUUCUGCCUGCAGUUGCGAAGGGAGUCCAGGAAACAGAAAACGCAUGGCUCCGAGGAGGCGGCCAGUAGUGCUGCCUCCUAUUUGGUGGGCGGCAGGCAGAUGAAGAUCUUCCCCAUCACCAUGUCACUGAUAUCCAGCUUCAUAUCUGGAAUCACGCUUUUGGGCACUCCCACGGAGGUUUAUCUUUAUGGUGCUCAGUACAUGUACAUUAUGGGAUCGCUGGUUCUGAUGGGAUUUUGCAUGUACUACUUCUUCUUGCCGGUCUUUCACGAACUCAAUUUGAUAUCCACCUAUAAGUACUUGGAACAGCGUUAUAAUCGAAGUUUGAGGCUCUUUGGCUCGGUUAUGUUCAUUGUGGCAUCGCUCCUUUGGCUGCCGAUAGUGAUCUAUGUGCCGGCUAUAGCUUUCAAUCAGGCCACCGGAGUGAAUAUCCACAUAGUGACGCCCAUCGUUUGUGUGGUUUGCAUAUUCUACACCUGCAUUGGAGGUCUGAAGGCGGUGGUUUGGACGGAUGUCAUCCAGACCAUCAUCAUGUUCGGAGCGAUGGCGCUGGUUCUGAUCAAGGGAACCGUGGACAUCGGAGGACCCGCAGUUGUUUGGCAGAGGGCCCAGGAAACGGCGCGUUUGGAGAGACCCAACUUCAGUGCGGACCUGACUGAGAGAUAUACGUUCUACUCCCUGGUUUUGGGCGGUGUAGCGCAUUGGCUCAAGUCGAAUGCGAUCAGUCAGAACAUGAUCCAGAGAUAUUUAUCGUUGCCAACAUUGCGAGAUGCCCGGAUUGCCAUUUGGACCUUCAUAGCCGGCGUUUUGGCCUUCCUCAUGAUAUGUGGCUAUACGGGGCUUCUAAUCUAUGCCACCUAUGCGCAGUGUGAUCCCCUGGAAACCAAAUUGGCCCAGAGAAACGAUCAACUUUUGCCGCUUCUGGUGAUGGAUACAUUCGGCGCGUAUCCGGGAUUACCUGGAGUUUUUGUGGCCGGCGUCUUCAGUGCCGCCCUGUCAUCGCUAUCGACGGGAUUGAACUCACUUUCGGCUGUGGUUCUGGAGGAUUUUGUGAAGACCUUUCGCAAGACUUCACUGAGCGAGGCCCAAACCGCUUUUGUGAUGCGCAGUGUGGUCGUGGUAUUUGGCGUUAUUUUCGUAGCGCUCGUCUUUGCCGUCGAGAAACUGGGGGCAGUGCUGCAACUGACCAUCACCCUUUCGUCGGUGGCCAAUGGACCGCUUCUGGGAAUUUUCACCGCCGGCGUUAUGCUGCCAUGGGUUAAUUCCAAGGGAGCACUGCUCGGCGGAUUCAGUUCACUGGUGGUUAUGGCCUGGAUGUGCGUUAGUGCCCAGCGGGAUCUGGUCACCGGGGAUCUGGUUUACAAGAGGAAGCCAUACUCCACAAUGGGCUGCAAUUACACGUUCGCCGGAGAGCCGCGGGAGUUCGCCACUCUGGCGUUCGAUGGAGACGUCAGUUCCAGCCCAAGUGCUCCGUUCCAGCUGUACCGCAUCUCGUAUCUCUACUUCACGCUCUUCGGAGCGCUGACCACCAUUAUCGUGGCCCUGGUCACGAGUCUGCUGCUCCGGGAAUCGGAUCUGGACGGAGUGGAUACCCGCCUGCUCACUCCAUUUGUGAGGCGUUGGGUGGAGCGACGUCGCCACCGACGAUCAGAGAUCCCAGAUCCUGGCCAAAAGGCCGGGAACAAACAGGAGACGAAAACGUGAAACGGGGAUAAAUAUCGUAGUCCGGUGGCUAAGGAGAUGGAGAAGGCUGACCGGCAUCAUCCUGGCAAUGUUCCUUUUUGGUAGCUUAGCAAAUAUUUAAAAUAAAACACAAUUCAUAAUUA